CGACAAAUGCAUAACGCAGGAGCAUUUGUGCGACGGGAAAAUCGACUGUCCGUGGGGACAAGACGAGAGGAAUUGCCUGCGAAUGAGCGAAAGGAAUGGCGACGAAGGCAAAGGCCAGUUGGAGGUGUACAAGCCAGAUCAGGAAAAAUGGGUGCCAGCCUGUGUGGUCCAUUGGGAUGAGAGAUCAUCAGCGAGAACUAUAUGUCAGCUCCUGGGUUACUCAGUGGCGAACUAUAGCAGACUACUUCGCGGUGUCGACAUCAAAUCACCAACGAUUCAUGACACAACAGCCAUUUGGCGAUUCAAUCAGAACAAGAGACCGAAAAACCUGAUACGAGAAUUCGCCUCGUGCAACGAAAAAGACUACCCUACAGUCGACCUAUCAUGCAUGCAUUACAAGUGCGGAAAAGUUCGCAGAAGUUACGAUGCAGACCGAAGGCGCACGAGGAUUGUCGGAGGCGUUCGUUCGAAACCGGGCGAUUGGCCAUUCCUUGCUGCUCUGCUCGGUGGCCCGGAAGAAAUUUUCUACUGUGCCGGAGUCCUCAUAGCCGAUCAAUGGGUACUGACAGCAUCACAUUGCGUAGGAAAUCACUCUGACGUUUCGGGAUGGACCAUCCAACUGGGCAUUACUAGAAGACAUGCGCAUUCGUUCUACGGGCAAAAAGUUAAAGUGAAGCGGGUAGUACCUCAUCCGAUGUACAACUUAGGAGUUGCACAUGAUAACGAUGUAGCUUUAUUCCAGCUCUCGAGCCGUGUGACUUUCCACGAACAUCUAUCUCCAGUGUGUCUACCGUCUGCAGAUAAAGAACUCAAACCGGGAACCAAGUGCACCGUCAUCGGCUGGGGAAAAAAGGAAGACACUGGAAUGUCCGAAUACGAACCGGAGAUCAACGAAGUAGUGGUCCCAGUCCUGAACAGGGACCUAUGUAACGCUUGGCUGGAGAACCGCGAUCUGAACGUCACAGAAGGGAUGAUCUGCGCUGGUUACAAGGAGGGUGGCAAAGAUGCUUGUCAGG
Messenger RNA from Phaedon cochleariae (mustard beetle), 1016 nucleotides. Lineage: Eukaryota; Metazoa; Arthropoda; Insecta; Coleoptera; Chrysomelidae. The record is from the annotation of a GenBank genome assembly.